AUGUCCAACUAUUCUAGCUCUCCUUCUGAUUAUUUAUACCCUUCCUCUACCGGCGGGGCUCCGGGGAGCAGCUCAGCCAUUGUUUCUCAGACUGAGAUCAACCAAAUGUUACAUACUCUCCGCAGCCACAGGGUCAAUACCCUCACCGAGUUGCGGAGAAUUGAGAAGGUCUUAGCUUCUAUCAACACUAUCGAAUAUUGCACAGUCAUGAGGGAUGCAUGGAACCACUACGUUGGUUCCAACUUCCUGAAUGAACUGAGAGGCCUAACUCAAAAAUAUCCCUUCUCAAACGAUCUCCUAGAGAAUAGCAAAUGGAGAGUCUACAACGACCCCACUAGCAACAGGAGCUGGAACUUUGCUUGGCUCCUACUUGUCAAGAUGAAGAAUGACAACAUGAUUUCUGAAUACGCAACAAAGACCGCCUUCCAACCCGCAAUGUGGGGCAACGUCGUCCCGGACGCGGCGAGUGCACAGCAACUUUCCAACGUCCUUACCCAAGAAUGGACCAAUGCUGUCGACAGAUUGCUCAAACAUUGGUCCAACUCACCUCCGGUCACCGCUGAAUUCUACUGA
Tuber melanosporum (Perigord truffle) is the source of this 573-nucleotide messenger RNA. RefSeq lists its product as uncharacterized. The transcript has 3 exons. Lineage: Eukaryota; Fungi; Ascomycota; Pezizomycetes; Pezizales; Tuberaceae. The record is from RefSeq and is a predicted model, not a curated record. The coding region runs from base 1 to 573 and encodes 190 amino acids.